Molecule: messenger RNA, 1952 nt
Organism: Ruditapes philippinarum (Manila clam)
Lineage: Eukaryota; Metazoa; Mollusca; Bivalvia; Venerida; Veneridae
Product: guanine nucleotide-binding protein subunit alpha-14-like
Exons: 8
Coding region: 57-1121 (354 amino acids)
Biological process (GO): adenylate cyclase-modulating G protein-coupled receptor signaling pathway
Cellular component (GO): heterotrimeric G-protein complex
Molecular function (GO): G protein-coupled receptor binding; GTPase activity; guanyl nucleotide binding
Source: RefSeq, a predicted model, not a curated record
AAUUAAAGUUAUGUCUCAAUCUGAUCGUGCUGUACAAUUAUUUGGACUAAUUAACUAUGAGUAAAUAUUGUUGUUGUAACAGGAAACCAGAUGCCAAUAUAGAAAUUGAAAAACAACUUGAAAGAGACAGGAAGACUAGAAAAAAGGAAAUUGAAAUUAUAUUAUUUGGAAAAACCGGCAGUGGAAAAUCUACACUCUUUAGACAGUUACAAAUAAUAUAUGGAGAUGAAUAUUCAGAUGAUGAGGUUGGCUAUUUCAAACGUCAUGUUUAUAAGGACAUUGUACAGACCAUUCAGGCAUUGAUUUAUUCAAUGAAGGUACUCAACAUACAAUUUCAAGAUGAUGAGAAAAUGGAGAUGGCCAAGCGGGUGCAUUCUGUGGACACAUUUUAUAUGGAGACAAUAUCAGAAGAACUUGCCAAUGCUAUAAAACUGUUGUGGAAUGAUAGAGGUGUACAGACUUGUUUAGAAAGUGGGGAGGUUUCUGUGUCUGACUCAGCUAUAUAUUUUCUGAAUGAUAUGGAUAGAGUUUUUGAACCUGGUUACUCACCAUCUAAACAAGACAUUGUGAGAGUUUUUAUACCAACUAAUGGUAUACAGGAAUAUGUAUUUGAACAGGAAGGCCAUUUGUUCAGAAUUACAGAAAUGGGAGGCUUCAACUUGCACACUUUCCGUUGUAGAAAACUUUUGUUUCAGUUUAUUCAAACUAUUCAUGUGAUAUUUUAUGUAGCAGAUAUAAGUGUGUUUGAGAAAACAGUGGAGGGUUCAGACGCUGAAAAUGAAGUUGGAGAGGCGGUGGAUUUGUUUAAAUUAGUGGUGUUACACCCAUGGGUAUCUAGAACAAGUGUUGUAUUGUUUCUGAACAAGAUUGACCUUUUCAAAGAAAAACUUAAAAAGUACAACCUUCAUGACCACUUUCCAGAAUAUAUUGGACCCGACAAUGAUGUAGAGGCUGGUUGUCAUUUCAUGAAGAAUUUGUUUCUUGCCGUACAAACCGAGGAAAAUAGACCAAUAUAUCCCCAUUUCACAUGCGCCAUCGAUACACCAGGGAUGAAACGUGUGUUUGAUGACAUUAUUCAAUAUACAAUACAAUCAAAUAUAAAGAAACACAAGCUACUGUGAUCACUUUAAAAGAAGGGAGUGAUUCAAUUAAUUAACUGAAGUACAUUUUGCACAAAAGGAUAUUGGGAACCAAAGAACAUUGGAAACCAAAGAACAUUGGAAACCAAAGGACACUGGGAACCAAAGGACACUGUGUACUGGGAACCAAAUGACACCGGGAUAGAAAGUACACUGGGAACCAAUUUACACUGGGCACAAAUGUGCACUGGGAACCAAAGUACACUGGGAACCAAAGGACACUGGGAACCAAAGUACACUAGGAAGAUUUUCGUCUGCUUAAAGACAGUAUAGGUUUAUUGCUAUUGCUUGAUACCCUACAAGAAACUGAUUUAGCUACUGAGUGUCUAAUAUUGGUACCCGACAAGAAUCUUAUUUAGCUAAAUAGGGUGUCUAGUAUGAUACCAAGGUGUUUACCAAAGAAUAUUUUGAUAGCCCCUUAGAAUACAUUGUGUUAAAGAUUUGUGUUGUUCGAAUUUGUUUUGUUUGCAUAUGUGCAGUGAUCAUUUAAAGACAAUUGUGGGAGAAGUGCAAUUUGUUUUCCAACAGCAGAGGCAAUUACAGACUUUCGCUGAGAAUUUUUUAAUUAAAAAGGAUGGUUGCAUGGUAAAGGGAACAAAUUAUUGUAAAACAAUAGGUAACUGUCCUACUUUUUGAGAAACCUACUUCAUUUUGUUACUUUUAGUUGGAAAGACAGUUUCUAGGAACUGAUACCAGUCAAACAGUUUGUUUUUUUAAUAAUUAAAGAUCUAUAAUGCUCAAGUUUGAUUCUUUAAAUUACUGACACUUGUUACACGGUAUCUUAGAAUAUAAAAUAAAUAUCUUUUGAGUACA